CUAAAGAGAAGAACUCCUUAUUAUUAGAAUUCAACACAUCCACAGUUGUGAAUAGCAUUACGUCCUCGCCCCAGUACACGUGGUGAAGGAGCAGCUGGACUGGACCAACAAUAUCACAAGGAGUGUUUUCAUCUCAUCUCAUCAUCAAAUGUAAGCUUAAUUCAGAGCAGUUUUUCUUCUAUUUUUUGGACAGGUGACUUUUUCCCUCAGAGAAAGUAUAAUCAAGACAUAAUACACUGAAAAAAAAAAUGGAUUGAAGUGUACUUGAAAAAAAUUCCAGACAUAAAAUCUUAGUAAAUUUAACUAAGUUUACACUAAUAAAUAAUAAUAUAAUAAUAAUAAUAUUAGAAUAAUGAUAGUAUUUUUUAUUAUUAAUCUCAGAAAAAUGUAAGCAAACUUAACUAGCAGUUUUUACAUAUUUUAUGUAUAAUUAUAUUUAAUUUCACUCAAACUUGACUUAACCAAACUAUAAAGUCUCAACACUGUAAAACAGUAUACCUCAUCUGAACAUUAUUAAUGCUACUACUAAUGGUUCCAGCCAGGAGUAACACUAUAAUGAGUGAAUGAAUCCUUCAUACAGAUUGAACGGACAGAACCCAACAUGAUUCAGCAACUAGCUUACAUGCUAAUUCCCUACAUCUGACUGAGAAACACAGAGGGGGAGAACCAAGAAAACUUUACUGAAACACUUGAUCUUUUAAAACAUUCCCUAAUAAAAUAGCUUCAGGCAUAAAGCUGACACAAAACAAGAAAUACUGAAAUCACCCUGUCCAUAUUUACAUGAAUUCAUUUAAUACAUAACUUAAAGCAUGUAUGUAAUUAUUUUUAUGUAAACAAUCACAGAUUCUUUUUUGUCAUAUUUACUGAAUUACUAAAUAAUUAUUUUCAAUGAAUAUGAUCUACUGUAGAGAGACUAUAGAUGAGCUAAUAUGACAAUUCUUUACAAAGACCCACCUGUACCUGGGUGAUGCUAUUCUUAUUAAAAAAGGCACCUAAACUUUACCUACUUUUUGUGCCGCAGUUCGGUUUAAUUACAACCUCAAUUCAAAAUGUUGGGACACUGUGUAUAAUGUAAAUAAAAACAGAACACAAUGAUUUGUAAAUCUCAUAAACCUGUAUUUGAUUCAGAAUAGAACAUAGAAAACAUAUCAAAUGUUUAAAUUGAGGAAAUGUACUGUUUUAAUGGAAAAAAAUAAGGUAAUUUUGAAUUUUAUGGCCACAACACGUCUCAAAAAAGUUGGGACGGGGCAAUAAAAGACUGGAAAAGUAAGUGUUAGUAAAAAGUAACAGCUGGAGGUUAAUUGGGAACAGGUCAGUAAGAUGAUUGGGGAGGUGGAGAGGCGGAGUCUUUCAGAAGUAAAUAUAAGCAGAGGUUCACCAAUCUGUGAAAAACUGCAUCUAUAAUUUGGGGGGAAACUUCAGAAUAAUGUUCCUCAAUGUAACAUUUUGAAGACUAUGAAUUUACAGUACAUAAUAUCAUGAAAAGAUUCAGAGAAUCUGGAGAAAUCUGUGUGUAAGGGACGUGGGUCAAAAUCAAUACUGCAUGGCUGUGAUCUUCGGGCCUUCAGGAGCCACUGCACUAAAAACAGACAUAAUUCUAAUAACGCUAAUUCUAAUGAUAAUGAAAAUCACUGCAUGGGUUCAGAAACACCUCCAGAACUCAUUGUCUAUGAACACAGUUCACCGUGCCAUCCAAAAACGCUGGUUAAAGCUCCAUCAUGCACAGAAGAAGCCAUAUGUAAACAUUCAUCUGUUCAUGUAAGUUAGCUUAUAUUAACAUUCAGUCUCAUCAAAAAAAUACUGUACUUGUGGCAACUUCUGUAUGAUGAAUAUCAAUGUCCUCUCACAAGUGCACAAUGUAUAUUGAUGUGGUUUUGGCUAAUAUGUAACAAAUUCCCCAAAAAUACUUACUCAAGGUGAGCUUUCUCACUGCUAUAAUGAUAAUGAGUCUUUAUUGGUCACAUAUUCAUAUGCACAGUGAAAUUCUUUUCUUCGCAUAUCCCAGCAUGUCAGGCAGCUGGGGUCAGAGGUUGCAAUAUAAAACCCUGUUCAAUAUAAACCUUGUUCAAGUCUACAUCAGUUUUGUUACUUACUCAGGUCGAUCUCCGAGCCUCCAGGACAGGAGCAGCCUCACACCUCAGGAUUACGUUUCGGUCCAAAUUUAAAAUAAUAAACUCUAGUCUUAGUCUAUCAAAGAGGACUCACUAGUCAUUUCUAGAGUUUACAAAUCUCCACCUAAAUGCUUCUGGUUUAUUGCAGAAUAGUUUCAAGACGGAUAACAAUCAUCAAUACAGUAAUUAACAAUAUCUAAUGGCGUAGAUCUUCACCACGGAAAUCUCAGAAUAGAACAAACGGUUUCACACAUAAUAUAGUAUUACCAAGGUACAUCGGAUUCUUCAUGUCAGAAUCAUUGGUAUCCUUAGAAACAAGAUCAAUGUUGACAGGUUAUGAGCUGACCUUCUGAAAAGAAAAAAAUUGAGUACACCUCUGAUAAGCAUUUCUUUAAGCAUAGGUGUGUAUGUUUUUAAGUCACAUGAUGUUAGGCUACUCCACAAUAUCCUGUUUGGUCCACCUGCUGGCUUCAUGAUGCCUCAGUGACCUUUAAUCAGUCAUAUGUCAGUUAUAGCAAAUAAGAAAGCAAGGUUUUUCAGCAUCUUGUUAUUCUAACACUUUGUAUUCAUUCAGUUGACAUGUGUGCCAGAGCUUGGCUUAAAUCAUGUUCAUGUGGGUCAGGAAGUGGUUUUUCACUCAGUAAGCAGAUUUGUGUGCUGGUUGCUUCAUUAACUGCAAUAUUUUCUACAUACAUUUUAGUUCAUAAAGUUCUGUGUAUUCUUAUGACUUUUCUUAUCUGUUUCUGAACAUCUCUAUGGCACUUCCAAAGUCGAGAGGUUGAGAACUCCAUAUCAGAGGCAGGGCCAUCUACAAAAUAUCCAUGUACAGACUGGUCAAAAGUAAAGACCCCAAGUCCUAAACAGACCUGUGGACCACAGCACACAGAAAGAUCCAUCCAUCCAUCCAUAUUUUAUACCACUUAUCCUUUUCUUCAGGGUACACCCUGGACAGGGUGCCAAUCCAUCACAGGGCACAAUCACAUACACACUCACACACCCAUUCAUACACUACAGCACACAGAAAGACAUGCCACUACAGGACACUUUAGACAUGCCAAUCAGCCUACCGUGCGCCCCAAAGAAAGACCAUAAAGGCCAUAAAUCUGCUAACAGCAUGAAGAAACCCAAUACAGAUAAAGUAAACCUUCAAAGAUAUCACCGUGAACAUUCCUGGCCAGAAAAGCCUGGUAGAUUUGUGUCUGAAGGCGUUAGGGAAACCUACACUGAUGACAUUGAGGCUUUAUCUUGGGCUUUAUUUAAUAAUCUUAAAGGUAAAGCAUCUCAGGAACUUAGGCAUCCAGUUAUUUUAAAUAAUGACACAUGCAUAAUAUAUGAUUUCGAAAUAGAAUGGGCGGGUAAUAAGUACAAUUGGUUAAAAUUUAAUUUGUUUACAUCUGAGGAUGACAUUAAUUGUGUUUUAGACAACUGCUAUGAACUUAAGUGCAGUGAAGACAUCCUGAAUGUGAUUGUACACUACGCAAGUGUUGGUGAAAAGGAUCCCAAAUAUUUAAUGUUAAAUGGCUGGAUUUAUAAACUGUAUCCAAUGAAGCUUUAUGUAUUUCUAGUAGGAAAACAACUCACUAGAAAUGAAAAUGCAGAUAAAAUAAAAAAAGUUAUUGAAGGACAGCAUAAGAAGUAUGAAUAUAAAGACAUUCGAGAAGGAAUAAGUAACUGCAAAGAAAAUAGUCAAGAUUUAUAUGUUCUGUAUGCUGAGUAUGCUCAGUACUUCAGAGAGACUUUACUGGGCAUCUAUACACACGGAACUUUUGACCCCAAUAAGGAAGCUUGGUUUACUACAUACUUUUUAGCAACAGUGAUUUCAGAGUCUGCAAGAAAUUUUAGAUCAUUUAUCAUCACACUCAUAGCUUUAGAUCUGAGUCUCAGCCAAAAUCUUGAAACCCAAAACAAGGGCCUCGAGUUUCUUUUAGAGAACCUUCCAAUGGCGAAAGGGGGAACCUGGAUAAACUCUGAUAGAAGGGGGUUUCAUGGGGCAAGCACUGUGGGAGGUGGGAAAAACACAAAACUUAAAAAGCUAAUAGAAGAAGAGGAUAAAAUGUUUGAGACAUGGCUUUCAGUCAGUAGUAAAACAAAGAUUGAUACAGAAAUGAUUAAACGUCUCCUCAAGUUGUUAUAUGGUGAACUCAGACUCAAUAAAGAUCCCUCAGUUCUAGAAACUUUUAUUACAAAUUUUAUAGAUUUUAAAAAGGAAUAAAUUAUUUAAUUCCUCCUGAAUUACUGAGAGGAUUCCUCCAUGAUUUACAACUCAAAUCUUUCUGCACAACAAUGAUGUAAGAUUCAUCAGACAACAUUCAGAAUCUAUAUCUGUACCUACAUGAUAAAAGCUGCUCACCUCUGACACCAUCAGUACAGACACUUGUCUGUUCAGCUUUUUCUACAGACAACUCUAAAAUAUCUAUAAAUCCAGAUGUUCUGUCCUCACUAAACAUGUGGAUUCUGUUUCACCAACACUUUAGUACAUACCCUGAAGAUUUAAGCUUAGGUCUUUGGAAGAAGAGGGGUAUACUUCACUGUACAGACCGGUUUAUGGCUGAAACGUUAUUCUGUUUACAUUUAAAUAAUUUCUUUUCUAAAUUUAUCCCACUGAAAUGCCACGUCUUUAUAGACACUGUAAAACAACAGUGCUUCAUUUUCCUAUUUUUUCCAUCUGAAAUUUUUUUAAACGGUUCAUUGAUGAGACCACACAACUUCAGCAGUUUUAUAUCUAAUGCAACAUUAAAAAUAACACCCAGUACAUCUCUAAAUUUAUCAGUAGCCUCCUCUCUGUAUAUCAUAGAACACUCGGAGCAGUGUGACAUAGCGUCUCUACAGACCAGGUGGAGAAAAGAGUUUCAAUUACGCUAUUCCUCAUUCUGUGUUUACUCCAGCUUUACAGAAUUUCACAGAAUACAUCUGCAGUCUGACUGUCAGCAGCUAAACUAUUCCAGUCUCUAUCUAAAUUAUCCCAGUCUGUAUGGAACUAGAAACAAUUCUAGUCUGUAUGGAAGUAGAAACAAUUCCAAUCUGUAUGGAACUAGAAACUAUUCCAGCCUGUGCAGGAAUGGAAACAAUUCUAUUCUUUGUGGAAAUGAUUCCAGCAGGUUUUAUUUCUGCUGUGUAUACCCCUCUUCUCUCCUUUAUAAAAAGUGAUUCAGGCUUUUAGAACUGUGUACCAUGACACUUUUCAAGAAAUAUACAUUUAUGUAAAAAUAGAUUUUUAAAAAAAUCAAUACAUUUAUUAUAAAUGUACUGAAAUUUUUUGACAGUGAUUUUAAAUAGUUGAUUUUAUAUACGUGGGAACAUUCUUCGCACUGUAAAGUGGUGCUAUCACAUAAAUAGGGAAAGUAUGAGUGGCUCUGAGGGGAGAGCUUUGAGAGGAACCGAUGGCAUUUAAGCCACGGGGGUCAAACUCGAAGUGAAGAUUCCCUUUUCCCCAGAUGCACUUAGUGCUCCCUACUCUCCUCAGUGGACAGGACUCAUGUCAGGUAGGAAAAGUGAAUAGUCCAUGAACAGUGUUUGGAAUAAGAGUCAGAGUUGUUUGGUUGACUAAUGUCAUAUAUAUAUAUGUAUAUAUAUACACACACACACAUAUAUGACAUUAGUCAUAUAUAUAUAUAUAUAUAUAUAUAUAUAUAUAUAUAUAUAUAUAUAUAUAUAUAUAUAUAUAUAUGUAUGUAUAUAUGUAUGUAUGUAUAUAAUGUGUGUAUGUAUGUGUGUGUGUGUGUGUGUGUGUGUGUGUGUUAAAACACAAAAUAUUUGGCCAAAUCUUACUAUCUAAGUGAGUGACUAUCAUAAGAUAGUGCUGCUGCUGCUGUUUCUGCUUGUGUUUUAGAGGAACCACAGAGUGAGGCGUACCUGAAGCUGUUGCAGCUGAAUCGAGAAAAGCAGGUGUUUGCUGCUGACAUCUUUGGCUUUCCACUUCCUCCUAACUGGCCUCACAGUAAUUCUUGGAACUGCCAGUCGCUUUUCUACUACUUCGCAGUCAUAAUAAUCUUUUUUUCUCCCUCUCUCCUUUCGCCGAGCCCCACACGUAUUUACAGAGAUACUGAUCCAGAUCCUUUCUGCCUCUGAUUGGAGCUCAAAUCUUCUCUAAUUCCAGACUGCUGGGACUACAGCUGCUCCUAACGCCAUACAGACUUCAUAUAAAUCCAUAAUGAACUUUUUCACACUAUCUGUUGUGACCCAGAUGAGGACGGGUUCCCUUCUGAGUCGGGUUCCUCUCAAGGUUUCUUCCUCUUUAAACAUCUUAGGGAGUUUUUCCUCACCACCAUCGCCACUCAGUGGCUUGCUCAGUUGGGAUAAAUUCACACCUUUAAUAUCUGUAUACUGUGUUGAUAUUUCUGUAAAACUGCUUUGAGACAAUGUCUAUUGUAAAAAGCGCUAUACAAAUAAAAUUGAAUUGAAUUGAA
This is a messenger RNA of Ictalurus punctatus (channel catfish), 6517 nucleotides long. RefSeq lists its product as uncharacterized. The record is from RefSeq and is a predicted model, not a curated record. The coding region runs from base 3139 to 4323 and encodes 394 amino acids. Lineage: Eukaryota; Metazoa; Chordata; Actinopteri; Siluriformes; Ictaluridae. The transcript is spliced from 3 exons.